AUGGAGGUUAGCCGUCAAUUGCUCUCCAAAGGCUGGAGCUUCCGUGAUCGUGAAAAUGAGCAGUGGAUGCCUGUAAAGGUAGUGCCCUCUGUGGUACAGCAAGAUCUCAUUGACAACAAGAAGUUAGAAGAUCCAUUCAUUGGUUUCAAUGAGCUCAAAGCUCGAUGGGUGAAUGAAAAAUCAUGGGUCUAUCGCAACACCUUCCAACGGCCCCAGGUCCCCGCGGAUUCCUCGAUCGAUUUGGUCUUCGACGGCCUCGACACUUUUGCAACCGUUAAACUGGAUGGAAAUGUGAUCUUGAGAAGCGAUAACAUGUUUCUCGGUCAUCGGGUGAAUGUGACCGAGGCAUUGCAGACGGAAGGCGACCACGUGUUGGAGAUUGAAUUCGACUGUGCGCUCCAAAAGGCGUUGGAGCUCAAAGCUGAGCAUUCAGAUCACACCUGGGUUGGAUUCAACGGCGAUCCGUCGCGUCUCGCUGUCCGUAAGGCUCAGUAUCACUGGGGGUGGGACUGGGGCCCCGUCCUGAUGACGGCGGGUAUCUGGCGUCCCGUUGCCCUGGAAGUGUAUACGGCUCGGGUGGUUGACCUGUGGCCUCAGACUCAACUGGCUUCAGAUCAUCGGUCGGCGGAGCUUACUGCGGUGGCCAAAUUUGAGAAUGCGUCUAGUGGUGACUUUACCGCCAAGUUCAGUCUGAGCCUGGACGGGACCGAGGUUGCUGCGGAAGAAGUACCUGUUUCCUCCAAGAAUGAAGCCAGAAUGACUGUCACGGUGGAUUCCCCGAAGCUCUGGUGGCCACACGGAUAUGGAGAGCAGAUCCUUUACAACAUUUCCGUUUCCUUGCAGCGCAACAAGGCUCAAGUUGCCGAGAGUUCGAAGAAGUUUGGCAUUCGUACGGCGGAGGUGAUUCAGCAACCCGACAAGCAUGGCAAAUCAUUCUACUUCCGCAUCAACGGGAUGGAUAUUUUCUGCGGUGGUUCAUGCUGGAUCCCCACGGAUAGUCUGUUGACCAACGUCACAGCUGAUCGAUAUCGCAAGUGGAUUGAGCUUAUGGUCGAGGGACGGCAGAUCAUGAUCAGAGUAUGGGGUGGCGGUAUCUAUGAGGAUGCCGCUUUCUACGAAGCUUGCGAUGAGCUAGGUGUGCUGGUCUGGCAAGACUUCAUGUUCGGAUGUGGAAACUACCCCACAUGGCCCUCGCUACUGGAGUCAAUUCGGGAAGAAACAGUUUACAACGUGCAACGACUGCGCCAUCAUCCCUCGAUCGUCAUCUGGGUCGGAAACAACGAAGACUACCAGGUGCAAGAAUCGGAGGGUUUGACCUAUAACUACGAAGACAAGGAUCCGGACAGCUGGCUCAAGACGGAUUUCCCUGCUCGAUACAUCUACGAGAAGCUGUUACCCGAAGUUGUCACCGAAUACUCUCCAAGCACGUUCUACCAUCCUGGAAGCCCAUGGGGCGAUGGGAAGAAGUCGUCUGAUACUACGGUUGGUGAUAUGCACCAGUGGAAUGUGUGGCACGGCACGCAAGAAAAGUAUCAGAUUUUCGACACCCUCGGUGGUCGGUUCAACAGUGAAUUCGGCAUGGAGGCGUUCCCCCACCUCUCCACGAUCGAAUACUUUGUCGAAGACCGCAAAGACCUAUUCCCUCAGUCGCACGUUAUCGAUUUUCACAAUAAAGCAGACGGACACGAGAGGCGACUGGCGACCUAUCUCGUAGAGAACCUGCGCACAGCGACUGACCUUGAGACGUACAUCUACUUGACCCAAGUCGUUCAAGCCGAAACGAUGAUGUUCGGCUACCGAGGCUGGCGCCGACAAUGGGGUGACGAGCGACAUUGUGGCGGGGCUCUUCUCUGGCAACUGAAUGACUGCUGGCCCACAAUUUCUUGGGCAAUCGCCGACUACUUCCUAAAUCCGAAACCCGCCUACUACGCCGUCAAGCGCGUGCUGAACCCCAUCGCCGUAGGCGUUCGUCGCGAGCACCACGACUGGAGCGUCGCUCACGCCCAGCCGCCUCACAAAAGCAAGUACGAGCUUUGGGUAUCCAGCAAUAGCCCCGAGCCUGUGCGCGGCAGCGUGGAGCUUCGAUUCCUCUCCGUCAACACAGGCCGAGACAUCCGCACCCCAAUCCUCCGUGAGAACAUUCCUCUCACUGCUAACGGCACCACAAACAUCAUCACGGACGGUCUCCUCGACCACAUCGCCGAGCCCGAGCCCCAUGUUCUCGCUGCGCGCCUGUGGGUAGACCAGAAGGUCGUCGCGCGUGAUGUGGACUGGCCUCAGCCCUUCAAGUAUCUCAAUCUUUCAGAUCGGGGUCUUCACGUGCAGCUCAAGCGGUCUUCUUCCGGACAGGCCACGCUGACGGUCAAUUCUCGCAAGCCGGUCAAGUGCCUUGUGAUCGAGGAGCAGGAGGGAGUCAGGAUAAGCGAUAAUGCUAUUGAUAUUGUGCCAGGUGAUGAGCAGACUAUUGAAGUGUCCGGAUUAGGCGAUAAGCCUCUGAAAUUCCGGUUCCUCGGCCAGGAGGGCGUUGAGACGAUUUGA
Molecule: messenger RNA, 2538 nt
Organism: Penicillium diatomitis
Lineage: Eukaryota; Fungi; Ascomycota; Eurotiomycetes; Eurotiales; Aspergillaceae
Product: glycoside hydrolase family 2 protein
Exons: 5
Coding region: 1-2538 (845 amino acids)
Biological process (GO): glycoprotein catabolic process; carbohydrate metabolic process
Molecular function (GO): beta-mannosidase activity
Source: RefSeq, a predicted model, not a curated record